Molecule: messenger RNA, 1527 nt
Organism: Ambispora gerdemannii
Lineage: Eukaryota; Fungi; Glomeromycota; Glomeromycetes; Archaeosporales; Ambisporaceae
Source: the annotation of a GenBank genome assembly
AUGGAAUAUUUUAAAAAAACUUCACCUGAAAAGUUUCGGUUCCUAGACUUUUACAGGUACCGCCAGAAGCAAGAUGAUUUUACCCGAUCUUUUCGAGAUGAGUCCGGCAAUCUCUGGCGUUGUUUGAAGUCACUGGUGAAAGAUGGAACACCUCAAGUCAAAGAGAACGCUACAGGUGUGAGGCUUGCUACUGAAGUCCCGAGAAGGGGUAACAUACUUCCAUGGCUACGGCGGGGGGUUCAACCCGCUUUAUGGUGGUUUCCCGUCAUGUUUCGCAAUUAUUGUGGAAGUAGGAGUCUCAUUUGCAGUCCUGAGAAGGGGUACAUACUCGCACAACUACGGCAGGGGGUUCAACCUGCCUUAUGGUGGUUUCCCGUUGUGAUCUGUCUACACUAUUUUAUGAUUGACGUUCACAUAUUUUGGCAACAAAUUGAGAAUGAAACGUCGAUUGAUAAUGCUGAGAUUACUCCUCAAAAGUUGAUGCUUUUUAAGGAAUCCGUUACCUAUCUACCAAAUCAUAUAAAGAUAGAUGUAAGUGAUGAAGGAAUGAUCAUAAAAGACAAUCAUACUUCGGAAGAAAUCUCUGGUAUAAUUCGUAAUUGGCUCAUAAUGGCAUUAACGUCACCGAAAGAGGAAUUUGUAAAAUCUACCAUGACUCCUUUAAGCUCAGAAGCAAGUCCAAAAGAUUGUGAUUUCGUCAAAUUUGCGAUUGAAUUGGAUUGUAUGAGGGAAGUGAAGAAGAUAUUCCCCCAGUAUUAUUUAACUAUAUACCAGGCUGAUGGUCUUGGAGUACGGAAUUCGAAUAAAAAGGAGGUUGUUUUUAUCGAAAUAUUGGGUGGGCCCGAAAAUACAGAUCAAAAAAAAUUAAAAGAAGAUUCAGAAAAGCUUCUGAAAGAAGCUGUAUUCGGUCUUGUUUCCCUAUUACGAAAUUAUUUGGAUAAAAGUGUCGAAGAAUCGAAGCAGUUAUACACGUUCAUGAUUCAGGGCAUCGGCGACCGGUUAACGCUCAGUAAAUUAUGCUUAAUAAAUAAGCAUGUUUACAAAAUUUCUCAGAUCAAAUCUGCAACCCUCCCAUUCGAAUUCAUUGAUGUGGCGGAUUAUUUAGCAGUCUUUGAAUUCCUUUAUAUUCUUGUGAGCGAGCUCGAAAUUCAAACGGGGGUAAUUAAUAAAUUAAGGUUAUCUGAAUCGGCCGAUGGCGUAAUUGUACCAAGAAUUCGUGAUUGGAUUUGGCUGCCAGAUUCGAUUUCUGCAUGGGAAUCGGAGCUAGUGACAAGUCAUAUCUAUUUUCGACUUUUUGAUGCACACGUCUCACAAAAUCACAUGAGCAAAAUUUUGACGAUGGCCCAUCACCAAAAGCAUAUAACCGAAAUUGUAAGUACUUUAGCAGAAACUGAGAUAAGUGCAUUUUCUGAGAAGUUAUCACCAGAAAAAUCAUCAGAAAUGAUUUCAGAGGAAUCAACCGAGACAAGUGCAUCAUCCAAUCCAACUCAUGAUCAUGUUUACUUUUGUAAUAAGAUAUUGUUGUGA